Messenger RNA from Falco peregrinus (peregrine falcon), 1707 nucleotides. RefSeq lists its product as uncharacterized. Bases 169 to 1200 code for a protein of 343 amino acids. The transcript has 5 exons. The record is from RefSeq and is a predicted model, not a curated record. NCBI's taxonomy places the organism in Eukaryota, Metazoa, Chordata, Aves, Falconiformes, Falconidae.
CCGCCCCGCCGCGCUCGAGGCAUCGGCGGUAGGGGCGCCGGUGGCGCGCGUUGUCCCGUGGCGCAGCCCCGGGCCGGCAGGGGGCGCCGGCCGGCGGAAGCGGCGCCGUUUCCAGGUAACGGCCGCGCGGCCGGGGCCGGUUCCGGUGGCGGGGCCGGUUCCGGGGCGAUGAACGACGGGGCCGGGCGGCGACGGCGGCGGCUGGUGCUGCACGUGGACCUGAACAAUACGGUGGUGGCGGCAGACGCGGUGUCGGGGCAGGGCCCGCGGGCGGCGCUCAACAGCUUCCUCAGCACCGUCACCUGGGGCCGCGCCGGAGCCGCCGGCGAGUGGCAGUGGGCAAGUGACCGCCCCUCCCUGGGUCCCCCCUGCCCCGGUGCCCUCAGCUACUACCGCUGCCACGGCCGGGACCCCGCCUUCACCGAGACGGACCCGGGCCGGUGCUUCAGCAGCCUGCAUGCCCGCCACCUGCGGCUGCUGGAGUGGCCGGGCCAGCCACACGAUGUCCUCUCGGUGCAGGGGGAACCGGACCUGCGCUACCACCUGAUCCUGCCUGCCUUCUUCCGCCUCCUGGACACCCUGCACCGGGAGGGGAGGGCGUUCUCUGUCAUCUUCAGGACCUUCGGCACAGACCUGCCCCGUGCCCUCCGGGCCGUCAGCUGCGCCCUGGCUGGGCAGCACCCCCAGUUCCCCACCCUGCGGGAUGUGGCGCUCCCUGUGGACCUCACCCCUGGCCGGAUUCGCUGCAGCAAGCGAGAGGUGGUGCUAACAAGGGGAGCAGAGCGGCUGGCCACCCGGGAAGAUGGAAGAAAGCUUUAUGAUUACUUCAGCUCCUUUCAGGGAAUUGGAGGCUUCCAAGACCACUUUGACUGGUGGGCCAGGAAUCAGUUUUCUUCCCAGGGUGGGAAGCCCCUGUGGAUUGACCCUCACGAUCCCAGUGUUCACCACAUAUUCAUCGAUGACAACAUCCGGCUGGACGAUGCAGACACCAUUGUUCAUCCACAGGUGUUUUCAGAGCAGGGCAGCAGCAGCCCCAGGUGUGCUCCCACCUCGGAGCUGUACAACGUUUGCCUGGUGCAGACUGACCUGCUGGAGGCCAUUGCCGACGAGGACUAUUUCCUGCGCUGCGUGAGGAGAUGUGAGGAGAACUACGAACGCUACCUGGCCUGUGCAGGGAAGGAUACCCUGAGCCAGCAGUAGGAUGGACAGUGAUGCAACUUCUCAGGGCUGAGGGGCUCUGGACUGGGAUACUCCCUGCUUCCUGGUGCAGGCAGGCAAAGUCCCAGGCUGGGCUCCUGCUUCAAGCUGUCCCCUCUCUGGUGUGUGACGUGCCUGCUCGGUCCUGCCAGGAGCCUCCAUGCCCAAGCACAAGCAUCCAGGGAGCCUGUGUGAUGGGAUCCCUGGGGGAAAUUACUUCCCUUUUCUGGGCGGCACUGGGGAGCUGCCUGCCUGGCUGGGGCCUCUCUGCAGGCAGUGCCGCCCGUGGUGCCUGCUGCCGUGUGAGGGCCACGGCUGCAAUGCCAGCAGCCACGCAGUGUUACACUCCCCACUCCCGCACCAGUGACUGGUACAGAGCAGGUGCCGGGGUGAGCGCAGUGUUAUCGGUGGCGUGCCCAAGUGCUGCCUGCGCUGUGGUGUUCUCCGCAGCAGAGCUAGCAAUGCCAUGGCACUCCUGCCUGUUUUUAAAGCAAACCUUUCUAGCUCGUU